GGUGGGAGAACCGCAGAGCCGCCCGGCGGGGCGCGGCGGGGCGGGGCCGGCCCAGAGGAAGUGCGACUGCCGCGCGGCCUUCUGGGACCGGAAGUGCGGCGCACGCUGCGGUCGGCGGGCGAGGCGGCGGGCAUGGCGGCGGCGCGGGGCCGCAAGCGGCGGCUGGCGGAGCUGACCGUGGACGAGUUCUUGGCCUCGGGCUUUGACUCUGAGUCCGAGUCCGAGUCCGAAGGAACCCCGGACGCGGAGCCACGGGCGGGGCGCGGAGCCGGGCGGAGCCGGGACGGGCCGGGCGGGAGCCCUGCGGCCAGCCGGCGUCAAGGCUGUGCAUCUGAGCACAAGGACCAGCUCUCUCGGCUGAAGGACAGAGACCCCGAGUUCUACAAGUUCCUGCAGGAGAACGACCAGAGCCUGCUGAACUUUAGCGAUUCAGACAGCUCUGAGGACGAAGAGGAGCAGCUCCACUCCCUGCCAGAUGUGCUGGAAGAAGCAAGUGAAGAGGGAAACGAGGAGGGUGAGGAUGGGUUCCGCAGAGGAUCACAGGGGAAGAAGAGGGAUUUUGCUCCUGUGACUCUUGCCAUGGUUGAGAGAUGGAAGCAGGCAGCAAAGCAGCACCUUACUCCAAAGUUGUUCCAUGAAGUUGUGCAGGCGUUCCGAGCAGCUGUGGCCACCACCCAAGGAGACCAGGAACGUGCUGAGGCCAGCAAAUUCCAGGUUACUGACAGUGCCGUGUUCAACGCUCUCGUCACCUUCUGCAUCAGAGAUCUGUUGAGCUGCCUCCAGAAGCUGCUCUUGGAAAGAGCCCCAAAGGACAACAGCAGGGUGCUGCAGCCGUCCAGUAGCCCACUGUGGGGGAAGCUCCGCCUGGACGUCAAGGCUUACCUCAGCUCGGUCAUACAGCUGGUGGCCUGCGUGGCAGAGGCAACAGUGGCAGCAGCCGUCCUUCAGCAUGUCAGCAGUGCUGUGCCCUACUACCUGACCUUCCCCAAGCAGUGCCGCGUGUUGCUCAAGAGGAUGGUGGUCUUGUGGAGCACGGGCGAGGAGACACUGCGAGUACUGGCCUUCCUUGUCCUCAUCAGAGUCUGCCGGCACAAGAAGGACACCUUCCUGAGCCCCGUCCUCAAGCAAAUGUACAUCACGUACGUGAGGAACUGCAAGUUCACCUCCCCCAGCGCCCUGCCCCUUAUCAACUUCAUGCAGCGGACUCUGACCGAGUUGUUUGCCCUGGACACCAGCGUUGCCUACCAGCAUGCCUUCCUCUACAUCCGCCAGCUUGCCAUCCACCUGCGCAACGCAAUGACCACGUGCAAGAAGGAGACAUACCAGUCAGUGUACAACUGGCAAUUUGUGCACUGCCUCUACCUGUGGUGUCGUGCCCUCAGCACCAUCUGUCCCAGCGAAGCCCUCCAGCCAUUGAUCUACCCUCUCUCCCAGGUUGUCAUCGGCUGCAUCAAGCUGGUCCCCACUGCCCGCUUCUAUCCGCUCCGCAUGCACUGUGUGCGCGCCCUGACUCUGCUCUCGGAGAGCACUGGCACCUUUAUCCCGGUGCUGCCCUUCAUCCUAGAGGUUUUCCAGCAGGUUGACUUCAACAGGAGGCCAGGGCGCAUGAGCUCCAAGCCCAUCAACUUCGCCGUGAUCCUGAAACUGUCCAAGCUUAACCUGCAGGAGAAGGCAUACCGGGAUGGCCUGGUGGAACAGCUAUACGACCUCACGCUGGAGUACCUGCACAGCCAGGCCCACAGCAUCGCGUUCCCUGAGCUGGCGCUGCCCGCCAUCCUGCAGCUAAAGUCCUUUCUCCGGGAGUGCAAAGUGGCCAACUAUUGCCGGCAGGUGCGCCAGCUGCUUGAGAAGGUGCAGGAGAACGUAGAGUUCAUCCACAGCCAGCGCCAGAGGGUCUCCUUUGGUGUGUCUGAACAGCACGCAGCGGAUGCCUGGGAGAAGCAGACCCGUGAGGAGGGAACACCACUCACCAAGUACUACAGCCAGUGGCGGAAGCUGAGGGACCGAGAGAUCCAGCUGGAGAUCAGCGGAAAAGAGCGGUUGGAAGACUUGAACUUCCCAGAGAUAAAGCGGCGGAAGGUGGGGGACAGGAAGGAUGAGGACAGGGAAGAAUUCAAGGAUCUCUUUGACCUGGACAGUGAUGAGGACGAUGAUACUACGGACUUCUCAGAGAGAGGGACGCCUGGGUCCCCAAGACCUCGGCAGAGGGUAGAGGAGGAGGAGGAGGAGGAGGAGGAGGAUGGCAGCAGGAGUGGUCCAGAGGAAGCCAGUGACUCAGAGGAUGGAGGCCCAGACGCAGAGGCGGGGCUGGACCCCAGGGAGCUGUGGCAACUGGCCCAGGGGCCGGAGGACGAGCUGCAGGAUCUUCUGCUCUCCGAGGAGGACUGAGGGCCACCUGGGGCUGCUGUGCAGUGUCCCCGCCUUGCGGGCAGGGCAGUCAGCAUGCAGCUUCCUGGCUGGGCUGGCUGGCACUGAGCCCAGAAGCCCUGAGGUCACCGAGUAUGCAGGGGGGAAGGGCAGCUGUUGGUGGACGGGGCUUUAUUCUUACAACAUGAAAGACCAUAACAUACCGA
Equus caballus (horse) is the source of this 2573-nucleotide messenger RNA. It is a transcript of the gene NOC2L, whose product is annotated as NOC2 like nucleolar associated transcriptional repressor. Gene Ontology annotation, biological process: negative regulation of transcription by RNA polymerase II; ribosomal large subunit biogenesis. NCBI's taxonomy places the organism in Eukaryota, Metazoa, Chordata, Mammalia, Perissodactyla, Equidae. The record is from RefSeq and is a predicted model, not a curated record. Gene Ontology annotation, cellular component: Noc1p-Noc2p complex; nucleoplasm; nucleolus. Gene Ontology annotation, molecular function: transcription corepressor activity; histone binding.